AUGGAGGGCUUCGACACCAUGACCAUGUCUUCCUACCUGGCUAGCCCGCUUUCCCUCGGCAAUAUGCAGGGCACCGACUACCUCAACGCCAUGGCUCCGAUGGACCUUCCAGACCAGCGGUCCAAUUUCGAUACCGAGACUUUUGUCAGCGGUGACGACUUGGCCUUCUCGCAGCCCGGCAUGGCAGCCCCCAUGAGGCGCUUCUCCACCUAUGAGGAAGCCUUUCCCCCGCCGGAGGUGAUGGCGCCUCCCUUCGAGUCGCUCUCCUCGGAGCAACAACAACAGCAGCAGCAGCAACAGCAGCAGCCGCCGCCGGCAGAACCGUCCGUCGACCACAAUCACCGCUUGCUCUCCUUCUCCAUGCCUAUCUACAGCUUCACCCUGCUCGACUACUCGCUGCGACGAACGUCGCUGUCCCUGACGGCCCAGCUGCACGGCAUGUUCUUCCUGGCCGAAUCGCCCUGGACGAACUCGCCUACUGAGGUGCCGCCGCCCCAGGUGGCGGAGUUGACCUGCUACCGCCGCAAUCUGUUCCAGAUCACCGGCUCCGUCACCCUGCCUCGCAACUUGCGCUACAUCAUGACUGACCAAGGCGACCGGAUCCCGAUCCUCGCCCAGGAGCUCACCGUCUCCGCCACCGAGUCUGUCGAGGGGAACCCUGUCAAGAUCAUCUCCGUGCCCUGGAAGACGCCGGCCGCCGCGGCUGCCAACGGCAAUGGGAACGCGCCGCCGCCCGCGCCGGAGGAGAAGGCCGAGAAGGAGCCGCCGGCGAUCCCGCUGGACACGAUGGCCGCCGGCCAGGACAUGGAUUCGGACUACGCGACGUUUCCCAUCGCCUGGAAGCGACUGCAAUUCCGGAUCGCGACGGCCAACAACGGCCGCCGCAAGGAGCUGCAGCAACACUUUGUUGUCCGCCUCAAGGUCGUGGCGACCCUGUCGACGGGCGCGAAGAUCCCGAUCUGUGAGGUGCACUCGGGCCCUGUCAUCGUGCGUGGCCGAAGCCCUCGCAACUUCCAGUCGCGCAAGGACCUGCCCUUGAGCAGCAGCGCGGCCUCGUCACGAAAGAAUCAGAAUCAGCAUGUUGCCAAUCGGGCUGCCGCUGCUGCUGCUGCCGCCGCCGCCGCUGCUGCGACGACAGCCGGCGACAACCCAGCGAGCCAGACGCCGGUUGCGACGUCGGCUCCGGCAAAACUCCCGAGCAAGAGCAGCUCGCCGCCGGAGAUGUCGCAGAUGAUGGGGCCGUUUGACGCGGCUGGCAUCCCGCCGGCGCCGUCAUCGUCGUCGCCGUCCUUUUCUGCGGAUUGGACGCAGAUGCCGGCUCCAGCCAACACGGCGGGUCCUCUAGCGACGCCGUCCUUUGCUCCUGCUAACAUGCCCAACGGGCUGCCCGUCUAUCCACAGUCCAGUCCCGGCCAGCUGAAGCAUCAACCGAGUCGAGAACAGUACGGCCAAUCCGACGACGACGGCCGACGCAAACGGUUCGACCACCGCAACGACGACGUCUCAAAAACGGUCGAGUCCGGACGCGGCGGAGGCACCCCCGGCCAAGAUGCAGAAGGUGGCGCAGACGCAGACGCAGACGCCGACGCGAACGCGGCCCAACCGGGCAGCGUCGACGACCGUUCCGAUGCUCACAGCGCCAGCGACGACGGCGGCGCUGCAGCAGCCGUUCCACCCGCCGCCGUCGUCGUUCAGUUCGUCGCUGCCGUACCCGAGCGAGAGUGCGGAUCUGCUGUACGAGUAUUUUCCGCUGAGCAUGGAUGA
Messenger RNA from Rasamsonia emersonii CBS 393.64, 1764 nucleotides. RefSeq names its product Transcriptional regulator PacG/VIB-1. Gene Ontology annotation, cellular component: nuclear chromosome. The transcript is spliced from 3 exons. Bases 1 to 1764 code for a protein of 587 amino acids. Gene Ontology annotation, molecular function: DNA-binding transcription factor activity; DNA binding. The record is from RefSeq and is a predicted model, not a curated record. Lineage: Eukaryota; Fungi; Ascomycota; Eurotiomycetes; Eurotiales; Trichocomaceae. Gene Ontology annotation, biological process: positive regulation of transcription by RNA polymerase II; meiotic cell cycle.